AUGGGCGACUCACAACUCUUGGAGCAGUGGUUCAGCAACCCACAAGAUUCUAACUUUCCAGAAAAUCUGAAAAUGGCCGCCAAAACUAGGAAGUGCCGGGUGACUGCCUUGGGCUGCUCCUUCGCCAAAUACCUCAUUGUCCCUGUCAAAAUUGAGCUCGACGCUCAAAGCCCGCGAAUUGUGCUUAGAAUCAAAAAGGAGAAUGUCUACGCUGAGAUUGUAUUCACAUUGGAGCACACACAUAUACAUCAUGGAAUCGAAAAAACCGACAAUGAUGGCUACGACUACAUCCGCUCCAUGCGUGACGAACAUCCUACCUGGUUCGAAGAAAUGAAUGGCGAUGUUUCCUUUAUUGGCCUCGUACAUGAUGGACAAUUCGUGGUAGCAGGACAACCAUGGUUGCUGAACUCCGACCUCCGACGGGAUUUCCAAUUGCUCGAGGAAAUGUCGUCUAAGUCUAGUGCGCUUUUCCUCUGGCAACCUUGGAAAGAAGCAUACAAGGAAGUCGAAAGCGUACAUAAGUGGCUGGACCUCCUCCAAAGAAAGCUCACCGAUUCCCAGACCAACAAACGCAAAUCAUUCUGGGCAUACAAGAAAGAGACAUCCGACGCUGUCGAAGAGAAGCCGGAGGAUGAAAAAUAUUCCAGUUUACCAUGGCUGUGGACAAAGAACGAUCCUAAGCGCUACACCAAGUUGAUGCCUUUAGCUCCUUACUUCGUUGACGAUGACGAGAGAAAGUCACGCAUGAUCAACGCCAUGACUGCCGAGCGCCGUGUUAUCUACAGAGCAAUUGCCGACAUUUACGAUGGUAGAUCAGUUCAUAAAGUGGUGGUAAAAUAUGCUGGAAACGACUGCAACAUUCAUAUCAAGGUCAUCCAAAACACAGAUACGCCACUGGCCAUUCCAGAGCCCAUGGAAAACACCCAAAUCAAAUUUGCCAUUGUGGAAUCUGGCAGCAACCAAAACUACACACCUGUCCCACUUCCAGACGUAAACGGCGUUGUUAUCGAUAUCUUCCCACCUUCAGAUCUUGCAAUUUUCGUGAAAGACUUUAGGGGUCGUGUCACGGAGGGCGAGCAUGGGAUUGUAAUCAAGAUUAAGCCCAACAUGCAAUCUGUGGACUCACAAAUAAAAGCCCUCAAGGAAGCUGGAAAUUGCUUCGGCCACAUCGACAAACAAAACAUCUCGCUGAAGAGAACAAUACUAGCUCUAGGCUCUGAGCUCAACCCCUCGUCGUCAGAUUAUAUGGAGCUUGAUAUUUGGCAAAUGUCCAUUCUUUCCGAGCAGGAAAAGGCGGAAAAGUUGGAAUAUAUCCGCCACCACUUUCCCUUAUACGAAAGCCAGAAGCGUGCAUUCAAUCAAACUACACGCCAACUAAUUGGUGGUCUACAUAUCAUACAAGGCCCGCCUGGCACUGGAAAGACGCACACCGCUGUCGCAAUCAUCCUCGCAGUUACAUCACUUGGCCUCCGUGUACUUCUGGCUGCAGGAUCGAAUAAAGGGGUUGACAACUUGACAAUUGCCGUGACCAAGGCUUUAGAGAAGCACGAGAAGCUUAAAACUUGGUGUGGCCAGCUUGCUUGUGUGCGAACAUUAGCUCAUCAGAUGGCAAUUCUGCGACAAAACUCGCCCAGCCGCUCUCACUUAAGUCAUGCCGGUCCGCCAAAGCUUAGGGGAGCUGACAUCGACUUGGAACCUUAUCAAAUGCAUAAAUUGGCAUUGAAAUUCGUCGAAAAUAACAAGGAUACGAACCCCCAUUGCGGAAGGUUCCUUAACUACUUCAACAAAGACCUUCAGUGUGGUCUAUCCAUGUAUGAGUCAAAGGGCCUAGAAAAUAGCUACGCCACCAUAGUUAUGGAAACGCUCCGGGAAAGCAGGAUAAUUGCCACGACUCUGAAUGAUUGCGGCCAUGAAAUCUUCCGUACUGCGGGCGCCUGUGAACCAGACUUCCUCAUUUGUGACGAGUCUAGCCAGUGCUUAAAGGGUGAUCAUAUGGUUGCUAUGACUUUUCCGUCGCUGAGAGCUACAUUACUUUUAGGUGACCCAUACCAACUUUCACCGACCGUUAUUUCAGAGCUGCCAACGAAUGAAGGGGCUUUGUACAUCAAGAGGUCAUUGAUGGGACGGAUAUUCCAAGCUGGUUACCCUUCAACCAUGCUCUAUUGCAAUUACCGGAGUCAUCCUGACAUAAUGGAAUUCUAUAAUAAAAACGUUUAUGCAGGAAAGCUGGUAACACACUUGUCCACGAAAGGGACCAACCGCGUCGGCGAUGUCUGGGAUGGCUUCACAGUGGCAAGUGCACUUUUCUCAGCAUCAAGACUUCACGGAAAACGCCGUAUUUUCGUGAAUGUUCCAGGAUUUGCUGAGAGGAUUGACAAUAGCAAGUCAUGGAACAACGAGAAACAACCCAGCGCUGCCCUUCAGUUAGCCCAGCAGGUCUAUGGAUAUGCGUCUCCCCAAGGUCAACGAAUCGAGCCCAAUGACCUCAUGUUCCUAAGUCCAUAUAAAGACCAGGUCAAGCUUGUACAGAAAAUGGCAGCCAAUAGAGGCAUAAGUAUUCUACAUGCUGACGAGGCCAUCUGCAAACUGGAGAACUGUGGGGAUCCUCUCAGAUCGGGAGAGGAUGAACGUUGCUCUGAGUCGAGCAAAACAGGUUCUUGUCAUUUCGGCAACGUAGACGCCUGGGAUGAGAAUGCGAGGCAAUGGCUGGAGAGAAGUUCCAAAGAAAAGGCGAAGCUUCUUUUGCGUCUUCUCAAAGAUGCUAUCAGCAAGCGACAUGUUCUGACCUGGAGGGGCCCGACAUUGGUGAGCGAGAUGCCACCUCGCAAUCUCUCAAUCUCAAAGCCAACAAUGAUGGCCCAAUGGCCCAAGUCGAGCUCCCAAGACCGGCCGGUUUUCAAUCUUCCCCCUGUACCCGUGGCCUCUCCCUCCGACGUACAACGGCAUCCCAAUGAGGAGACAAAAUCAACCGAGGUUGAAGGUCAGAACCAAAGUCAGGAGAAACGCGGCGAGAAACGGAAGCUUGCAGCAUCUAACUUGGACGAAGACACCAGGGCGUUCAAGGUAGCUGCAACCGAGGACAGGCAGUCUAGAAAUUCCACCUUAGAGAAUAUCUAUCUAGACCAAGUUAUGAAUUGCAGAAAGUGGAUAAGCGAAACCGAGGACGAAAUUAGCCAGCUCCCUAGAGGAGGAGGCCCGGAAAUUGAGAAGGAACGGGAGGACCUAGAGAAGUUUCUGGUGCAGCUUCAUGAUGACAAAACAUCCUACUUCGAACGAAAGGAACGACGGUAUCUUUGA
Molecule: messenger RNA, 3297 nt
Organism: Talaromyces rugulosus
Lineage: Eukaryota; Fungi; Ascomycota; Eurotiomycetes; Eurotiales; Trichocomaceae
Exons: 2
Coding region: 1-3297 (1098 amino acids)
Molecular function (GO): 5'-3' DNA helicase activity
Source: RefSeq, a predicted model, not a curated record